This is a messenger RNA of Acanthosepion pharaonis, 888 nucleotides long. Lineage: Eukaryota; Metazoa; Mollusca; Cephalopoda; Sepiida; Sepiidae. The record is from the annotation of a GenBank genome assembly.
AUGUCCUUGCUGCUAACCAUGUUGGCGGCCUUUGAUUGCUUUUUUUAUUUAUUAUCUUCUUCAUAUUCUUUUUCUUUACAUUAUACUACAUUUCUUCUCUUUUACAUUUCUUGUCUUUUUCUUUUUUCACAUCUCGUUUCUCUUUUUCCACAUCUCGUUUCUCUUUUUCUUCAUUUCGUUUCUCUUUUUCUUCAUUUCGUUUCUCUUUUUCUUCAUUUCGUUUCUCUUUUUCCACAUCUCGUUUUUCCUUUUCCUUUUUCCACAUCUCGUUUUCCUUUUCCUUUUUCCACAUCUCCUUUUCCUUUUUCCACAUCUCCUUUUCCUUUUUCCACAUCUCGUUUUCCUUUUUCCACAUCUCGUUUUCCUUUUCCUUUUUCCACAUCUCGUUUUCCUUUUCCUUUUUCCACAUCAUUUCGUUUCUUUUUCAUUUUUUUCUUUUCUACAUUUCGUUUUCUUUUUCUUCUCUUCUUCUCCUACAUUCGUUUUCCUUUUCCUUUUCUUCUCCUCGUUUUCUUUUCUUUUUCUUCUUCUCCACAUUUUUUUCUCGUUUCUCUUUUUCUUUUUCUCCUACAUUUCUUUUCUUUUCUCUUCUUCUCCUACAUUUCUUUUCUUUUCUCUUCUUCUCCUACAUUUCUUUUCUUUUCUCUUCUUCUCCUACAUUUCUUUUCUUUUCUCUUCUUCUCCUACAUUUCUUUUCUUUUCUCUUCUUCUCCUACAUUUCUUUUCUUUUCUCUUCUUCUCCUACAUUUCUUUUCUUUUCUCUUCUUCUCCUACAUUUCUUCUCUUAUCCUCUUUUUCAUAUUCAUUUUUCUUUUUAUAUUUUUCUUUUUAUUAUUUAUCUUCUUUCUUCAAUUUUUAUUCAUCUUUAUUUCCUUUUUCUUCUAUUAA